Molecule: messenger RNA, 2711 nt
Organism: Calypte anna (Anna's hummingbird)
Lineage: Eukaryota; Metazoa; Chordata; Aves; Apodiformes; Trochilidae
Gene: M6PR
Product: mannose-6-phosphate receptor, cation dependent
Exons: 7
Coding region: 246-1082 (278 amino acids)
Biological process (GO): protein targeting to lysosome
Cellular component (GO): trans-Golgi network; Golgi apparatus; endosome
Molecular function (GO): protein domain specific binding
Source: RefSeq, a predicted model, not a curated record
GCCGCGCCUUUCCUGUUUCCGGCUCACAGGGUGGGUGAGGGAAGGCGGCUGGGGCGGCUGAGGAGCUCGGUGCCUGCCCGCGCCCUCCGCCGCUGCGGUCUCCGGGUCGCCCCGCCGCCGCCAGGCGCGCAGCAUGGGAUGCCCGUGAGUGGAUGAUCGCUCUUCCGUAGAAGCGGCCGUGCCUGUGCCCGGCGGGUGGAGGCCGGGCGGUGCGGCGGGCAGGGCCGGGCCGGGGCGGCAGCAGGAUGUCAUCACCUUGCCAUACCUCUGCUGUGCUGGUAAUCUUCAUGGCCUUGGCUGUUGUUGUGUGGGCUGAACAGCUGAAUGAGAGGACCUGUGAUGUGGUUGGUGAGGAGGGCAGUGAGUCACAAAGGGAAAGAGCUCUGCUGAAGAAACUAGAGCCCCUGAGCCAAUUAAGGUUUAAUGUGACUGCGGAGAAAGACAAAACAGAGAGCUAUGUCUACCAAUUUAGGGUGUGCAGGGAGGUCAACAGCACUGCCCGUGAUUUUGGUGGCCUGGUGCAAACAGAUAGACAGAGUGGGAAGAGCACAGUGGUAGGAAGAAUCAAUGAAACACAGGUCUUCAAUGGAAGUGAUUGGAUCAUGCUGAUUUAUAAAGGAGGUGAUUCAUAUGGCACACAUUGCAGUGGUGAGAAGAGAAGAGCUGUGAUAAUGAUUUCUUGCAAGCGGGGAGUUACAGCGAGUUCAUUCAACAUUAUUUCAGAAGAGAGGGAAAAGGAGCAGGAGUGUUUCUACCUCUUUGAGAUGGACAGCAGUGUGGCUUGUCCAGCUGAGGAUUCCCACCUCAGUGUUGGCUCCAUUCUACUGAUCACGUUUGCUGCACUGAUUGCAGUCUACAUCAUUGGUGGGUUCCUCUACCAGCGCCUUGUAGUGGGAGCAAAGGGCAUGGAGCAGUUUCCCCACUUUGCCUUCUGGCAAGAUCUGGGCAAUUUGGUGGCGGAUGGCUGUGACUUUGUCUGCCGAUCGAAGCCUCGAAACGCACCAGCCGCGUACCGUGGUGUGGGUGAUGACCAGCUGGGUGAGGAGUCAGAAGAACGGGAUGACCACUUGCUACCAAUGUGAUAGGCUUUCAAGAUGGAGUUCUCUUCUCCCUACCUCCCCGGUGCCUCCCAGCCAGUUCUCCUUCUCUCACUUCUGAUUUUCUUUACACUAUUUGCUUUCGCUGUCUCUGGUGCACCAAGUGCCGUGGGUGCACACACCACUAGUGACUGAUGGCACGUCUUAAGAAUAGAAUACUGGUUUAGGUUUUUAAAAAGGCAACAGAACCAGGGAGGGAAAAAAAUCUGCUGAGAGCUGAGUGGAAGACAGCAAGAAAGCAAUAUGAACAUUCAGCACUGAGCAGAAAUAGGAGAUUAAUCAGUGAAAGGAAAUAAAGGGCCAUGGAUGUGUGCAGAAAGGGGAGGGAAAAGGCGGCCAUGGGUUAAAACAGCUGAGGAUGUAGGAGAGGUCUUUUGUGUCUUCCCCCCCACCCCUAGGGUUUACAGGAUCUGUAACACACUGGAAUUAUUUUUCCUUAAUCACAAUUUUUUUUUUUUUUAGCUUUUCUAGCUUCUGCACUGUUAUGUGCUAUUUCUGCCAGCACAACCUGCACAGAGUGCUCUAUGCCAGACUCCGUGGGGACUGAGUUGGCAUUAGCACCUCUGCAGUCUUUUCUUUUCCUAAUGGCAAUAUAUUGAAGACUACGCACCAGUUUCCAUCAAUAGAUGUAAAGGGAUGCAUGCCACCCUCUCAGACUGGAGAGGGGCAAUGCUAAAAAACCAUAGGAGCUAAAUAGUCUUGUGACUUUCCAGUUCAGUCAAAAUACUCUCAAGUCUUCUCAGUCGUUAAGAAGCAAAAGGAAAUAAUGUGCUGCUAAGUAAAGAGAGCAUUUGCUGAAACUGAAACAGAGGUCAAGGCAAAUUGAGACAGGUAGCUGCCACUAGAGCUGUUACAAGCUUCCCAAGUUGACUGCUCAUACAGCUCAGUCACAGUCAGCAUGGUGAUUUCACAUUGCUUGUUUGGCAGAGGGCUUUCCCAUGAAGCUACCAGAAUUUACUUUAAUAAAAAAGGAACUGUAGAAGCCAAAGACAAGAAUGCUAACAUGUUAAAAACUGCAUAAAGGACUCUUGUGCUUUCAGGGUUAGCUUUCAUGAACUACUUUCCCUUUAGCAUAGUGCUGACCAGUCACCAAGACACUUGCCCUGUACAGAGGAUACUCACAUACUGCUACUGGCUGGGAGUGAGACAGCCCACAUCCUGGGGCCCUGGUGAAAAGCAGGUACAGUCGAGUUGUAAGACUUUCUGGGAACCUUUGGGUACUUGGCACCUUGACUCCUAAUUGCUUUUAUGUGAGGGGCUAGACUCUAAGCAAUCCCAUUUUGCCCUGUUGUAGACUGGCAAAGACCUGCCCUCAGUCUGGAGGGCAGAGACUGUGAAUAAUAAGCAAGCCACUACUGUUAACAGCAGAGUAUAGACAAGGUUUGUGUAUUUUUAAUACUGCCAAAGCAGUCUUAACAGUGACAUUGAGGGAAAAGGGAUGGACCUACUUUCUUGCUGGGUUUGGAGUGGAUCAACAAUUCCUGCUUUCUUUGACUUUUGUUACAGUCUCAAUCUUUCUCAUAACAUGGGAAAAAUAGGAAGUCACCAAGUCUGUUGUUACUGUUUUUCAUGGUGGUGUUUAAGGUAAUUUUUUUUUGUACAAAACACAACUUU